AUGUCCUCUUCCUACUCCUCCUCCUCCUCUGCACCAGCAGCAACAGCGCCAACAACAACACCAUUCGAGUCCUUCCCAGCUCCGGCCCACGCAGCCAGCUCGUCAUCGCCGUGGCCGUCCUUUGACAAGCACAAGGCAGACUACUCGCUGUACCUGGUCACCGACUCGACGCCCAAGAUCCUGCCCGCGGGCAAGUCGCUGUGUGAUGUCGUCGAGGCUGCUCUCCGGGGCUCGUCCACGAGCAGUAGUGAUGGCCACGAGGCAAGCAGCGGCGGCGGCGGCGGCGGCGGCGUCACGUGCGUCCAGUACCGCGAGAAGCAUGCCGACACGGGCGCCAUGAUCGCCACUGCCCGCGAGCUGCACGCCAUCACGAGGAAGUACGGCAGGCCGCUGCUCAUCAACGACCGGGUCGACGUCGCGCUCGCGGUGGGGUGCGAGGGUGUGCAUAUUGGGCAGGAUGACAUCGAUGUACAGACGGCGCGGAAACUCCUCGGUGACGACAAGAUCAUUGGCGUCACCGUCUCCAAUGCCGAGGAGAUAGAGGCUGCCUGCCGUGGAGGCGCAGACUAUCUCGGCAUUGGCACCGUGUUUGCCACUGCUACGAAAGAGAACACAAAGAGCAUCAUAGGCAUAGAGGGCCUGCAGCAGCUUCUGCAGAAGCUAGAGGACCUAAAAUCUUCUGUCAAAACAGUCUGCAUUGGGGGCCUCAAUAAGACCAACAUCUCCCGAGUGCUCUGGCAGAGCACCACUCCAUCUGGGAGAUCUGUAGAUGGAGUUGCAUUGGUCAGCGCCAUCAUGGCGGCGCCUGAGCCUGGUGUGGUGGCGGCGCAACUUCUACGCGUGGUCAAAACACCGCCUGCGUUCUCAACGCUGGCUCCUGCGCAAGGCCAGCUCAAAAGGCCGCCGCAGGACCUAUUGGAAGUGAUCCCAGAAGUCAUAACGGCCGUGGAUGCAAAGAAGCCACUGAGUCAUAACAUGACCAACCUUGUUGUGCAGAACAUUGCCGCCAAUGUCGCUUUGUGCGUCGGAGCCAGCCCAAUCAUGGCCAACUAUGGCGAAGAGGCUCAAGACCUUGCCAAGCUGGGCGGUGCCCUCGUGGUUAACAUGGGCACGGUUACUCCCGAGGGCCUCCAAAACUACGAGAAGGCCUUGAAGGCUUAUAAUGAAGCUAGCGGACCGGUGGUUUUCGACCCUGUGGGAGCUGGAGCCACAGCCGUCCGCCGUAAAGCCACUCGCUUCAUUCUGGGAGCUGGCUACAUCUCUGUCAUCAAAGGCAACCAGUCAGAAGUCCUGUCAUGCUUGCCCGGCGGGAGUACGGUUCAACAACGUGGCGUGGACAGCAGCGCAGACACCUCGGACUUAAGCGGGCUGACUGCGUCCAUCAAGACCCUAGCCUCGCUUCGACGUAACAUCGUUGUCAUGACAGGCAAGGUAGACUAUGUCACGGCUGGUGAGGCCGUGUACGCCAUUGAGAACGGCCACGAGUAUCUUGGGAUGGUGACUGGCACAGGAUGCUGCUUAGGAACCACCAUUUCGGCGAUGGUCGCUGCUUAUCCCAAGGACGGAUUGGCAGCCGUCCUGGCAGGACUUGUCAUAUACAAUAUCGCCGCGGAAAUCGCGGCUGAGCGUGAGGAUGUUCGUGGCCCCGGCACAUUUGUUCCUGCCUUCCUCGACGAGCUGUGGCAGUUGCGGAGACGGACAGUUCUCGGUGACAUUGGCUGGCUGGGCCGAGCUCGGGUCAGCUUGGUGCAGUAG
Molecule: messenger RNA, 1755 nt
Organism: Microdochium trichocladiopsis
Lineage: Eukaryota; Fungi; Ascomycota; Sordariomycetes; Xylariales; Microdochiaceae
Product: Hydroxyethylthiazole kinase family-domain-containing protein
Exons: 4
Coding region: 1-1755 (584 amino acids)
Biological process (GO): thiamine biosynthetic process
Cellular component (GO): cytoplasm
Molecular function (GO): magnesium ion binding; hydroxyethylthiazole kinase activity; ATP binding
Source: RefSeq, a predicted model, not a curated record